Messenger RNA from Patella vulgata (common limpet), 4991 nucleotides. RefSeq names its product neutral amino acid uniporter 4. Gene Ontology annotation, cellular component: vacuolar membrane. NCBI's taxonomy places the organism in Eukaryota, Metazoa, Mollusca, Gastropoda, Patellidae. The transcript has 10 exons. Gene Ontology annotation, biological process: amino acid transmembrane transport. Gene Ontology annotation, molecular function: amino acid transmembrane transporter activity. Bases 340 to 1788 code for a protein of 482 amino acids. The record is from RefSeq and is a predicted model, not a curated record.
GUUCGAUGUAAACAACGCACGUGUGACCAUCAAUUUGACGUUUUUUUUCUGUUUGUUUACUCUGAAUUCUUUCAGAAGUACAUUUUUUACCGUCUAAUCUGAUUGACCUGCUCGUGUUUGUUUUAAAACAACAAAAACAAGCCACAGAAGUAAGCUUUUUUGGUGUUAUCGAUGCCACCUUGCUUUGUUGGUAAACAUCGUGAUGUGACGUCACCCUUAGAACUACAGCGGUCUGACCUUUUAAAGGUCAGUCAUCUUGGACAGAGAUAAAAGACGGAUGUCGCAUUAGAUAGUGAACUUAACUUAGUUGCAGAACCUUGACAAUAACAACUGAAAAAAAUGGAUGAUGACCCAGAAACCGCCCGAGAAACGACUCGGUUGUUACCUAAAGAACAAGUAGUGAAUACUCGACAUGUAGGCAAUGCUCCUCAGACACCAAUCAUAGGUAGAGCUAAUGAUGAUGAUGGCGUUAUAUUUCCACCUUUUGAUGAAAACACUCCAGAUUCAUCGUUCACAUCAAGCAUCGAAUUUUCUCAUGAACGAUUAGAUGAACAUGCUACAUCAAAUUUACAAAGCUUGAUGCAUUUAUUAAAAGGCAAUAUAGGAACGGGUAUACUGGCUAUGCCUAUAGCCGUUAGUAAUGCUGGUUUAUGGGUAGGAACAGUAGGAUUAUUACUAAUAGGAGUAGUAGCAAUUCAUUGUAUGCAUUUAUUAGUUAAAUGUAGUCGUAUACUGUGUAAAAGAACUGGGAGUAGUGCUUUAGAUUAUGCAGAUGUCUUUGAAAAAGCUUUAGAAACAGGACCACUGUCUCUCCGCAGGUUCUCUCGAGCAGGGAGAAUAUUUAUAUUUGCUUUGUUGAUUUUUACCCAGAUUGGUUUUUGUAGUGUUUAUAUUGUAUUCAUAGCCACCAGUGUCAAACAGGUUGUACAUACAUUCCAUAACGAUGACCCUGAUGUCCGUAUCUACGAGAUUAUUGUCGCAGCUGUUCUAAUUCCAUUUGUCUUUGUUAAAAAUUUACGUUCGUUGGCCCCUUUUUCGGCUUUUGCAAAUUUAUUAACUGUUAUCGGAGUUGUUAUAAUUUUUUAUAAUCUGCUACAAAAACUACCAAAUGUAGACACAAGACCAGCAUUUACUAACGUUGGUGAUCUCCCUUUAUACUUCGGUACAGCUCUUUAUGCUUACGAAGGAAUAAGCUUGGUUCUUCCUCUAGAAAAUAAAAUGCGUAAUCCAUCUGAUUUUGCUGGUUUGGAUGGCGUUUUAAAUCUUGGCAUGGUUACAGUAGCUUGCCUUUAUACAGCAGUUGGUUUCUAUGGAUACCUUCAAUAUGGUGACAAAGUAAAAGGGAGCAUAACUCUAAAUUUACCAAGCAAUCAAUGGUUGUAUUUAUCGGUUGUUUUAAUGUUUGCUGCCUGUAUUUUUAUAUCCUAUGGUAUACAGAUGUAUGUUCCUGUCAAAAUAAUAUGGACAUCAUUAAAAUCUAGGAUAAGCUCCAGAAGAAUGGAAAUAUUUGGAGAAUAUAUUUUACGCACCCUUCUAGUUAUUUUAACAUGUAUAUUUGCUAUCGUCGUUCCUCAUCUAGAUCUGUUGAUAUCAUUAAUUGGUGCUUUCGCUAGUAGUUCUCUCGCUCUCAUCUUACCUGCUACCAUGGAAAUUUUAACAUUGUCUUCAGACGACCAAAUUUUACCGCGAUGGAGACUCGUUAAAAACAUUUUAAUUAUUAUUUUUGGAUUGCUCGGAUGUGUUACUGGAACCUAUACGGCCCUAAGAGAAAUUAUAAAAAGUUUUUAAGGAGGUGAAGACGACAUGUUGUCUGUAUCAAAUUUUCUCAACAAUCCAGCCACAGUGGAAAAGGACAGAUGUAUAUAGAUGUAUUUUUUUAGAUUCUGAACCAGACCCUACCUGAUAUGUCCAAGAAAUUAUUCUUUAUUAACAAAUUCUGAAGUUAAAGACUCUGAAGAAUACAACAGUAGAUUCACAGGAGAAUGAAACAGUGAACGAAAUUUCUACUGUUGAACCUCAAGAGUGACUGUUGUUUAGCAUCAUGACUUUUGCUAUAUCUUUAGAGAAGAAUAACAAUAUUCUGUUUAGGAGCAUGACUUGCACAAAAAAAAGCAACCUAAAGAGAAGAAUACAAAAUGCCCAACAAAUGGUAACGAGGUUGUGUCUUGUUUUGUUUCCUUUUUAUUUUGCAGCCCAAAAUUAUAUGGCAAAUAUUUUGCAAUACAACCAAGUGUAUUGUGAUACAUACUGCAAUAUAUUGUGAUACAACCAAUUAUAUUGUAAUACAAUUAUUGUGAAAAGUAUUUCCUGAAGGAAAAUCUCAUUGUUAUUAGGUUAUCCAUCAAUUAGAACAAUUUUCCAUACAGUUACAGACUUUUGGAAAUUAGAACUUGAAUCAUGUUGUAAAUUAUGAAAAUAAAACUUCAAUACAUAACAAGUAGUGUAAAUGUUCUGUGCAACAUAGAUGUCCCACUAACUUUGUUACAAUGGCAUUUAGUAAUUGAACUGGAAUAUACAGGUCACAGUUCUAUGGAAUACAAUUACUGCUUAUUACUGAGCGAUGUUUUGACUAGGCUUCUCUAAUCAUUAUCAAGCAAUGAUGAGAUUGACUGCCACAUCUACGUACUAAUGUCUGAUAAAUUGUUUCAAUGGCAUUUAGUAAUUGAUUUAUGUCAAUGUGUACAAUCGAAUUGACGCAAUCCCGAUUAUCAGCCAGUUGAUUAAUUUAUAGUAUUCCGCCACGGGAUUGACACUCAAUGGUUAAUCCAGGAUAAAUACGAUAAGAAUUUUAAGAUUUUUUUCCGCCAGUUCUGAAAAUGAAUCGCCAGUACCACAAAACAUUAUCGUCAAAAUUAUCGCCAAAAUCAAAUUCUAAUCGCCACUGAUAUUAUUAUCGCAAAUUGCGACUUUGGCGACCGACAGCGUGAUCCCUGUUGCCAAGCUCAUGUUCCAUUGUAUUAUAAUAUAGAAAAUAACAUCAAACCGAACAUUUAUAUUUAUGUGUGAUAGUUAUAGUUUAUUAUCAUCCAUAUAAAAUAUUAAAAAGCAAUUAAAGAAAUAGAAGAUAACGUAUAACUCGGAAAUUUGUAAAUUUUCAUGCAUGCAGGACAUGUUCAGUUAAAGGCUUGAUCUCUCACAGCUUAAUACAGGCUAAAUAUGUACUCCGAUUGAUUAUUAAUCAUUUACUAAAGAAAACACAUCAAAAAACUAACUCUGGAUAAUCUAUACCCUAGCUUUGAUUUAAAUUAAUUUAAGCUAACCUCAUCUGCAUAAGGUUUCUCUACUACGAAGGGCAGUGUCUUGUUAUGGUUGAGCAGCAUAGAUCAAUGAAAUUUUAAUUUAUCAUAACUUUGAAAAAAGUAACCAAUUUUGAACUGAUAUUCCUAUAGAGAAUUAAUUUGCAAAAUAUUGCAGUUUGCAAGGGAUUCCUAUAGCCCUAAAUGACUCAUCAUAAUGAGUUUUAUUUAAUCAUCAUGAAAUCGGCAGAUAAUCCGCAAGUUUAUUCUUAAUAGGAAUAUAGUAUAUAUUUGUUAAUACAUGUAUAUAGUUAUUUGUACAUUACUACUAGUCUACUACGCUUUCUUGUUAAUAUAUAGCUCAUUGAAUAUUACUGACUUUACUACUACGCAUUAUUGUUAAUGAUUUUGAAUUUAAUAAAGUUAUUGAAGAGGCAUCAAAUGUAAAAGUGACCUGUGAUGGCAAAAUGAGUCCCAAUUUGCUAUUAACCAUGUAUGAAUUAAAAUGCUGAGCAUUAAUGAGCUGCUUCAUUGAAAGGCAAUUUGAAAUCUGAAUAAAGUUACCAAAUUAACUGUUAAAAAUGACAGUGAUAAGUUUGACAACCCCUGCUAAUGUCUGUAUCUAGCUAAGAGUGAAAAUAGUACUGGAUGUAACACAGGUUAGAUCCAAGGAGAAAUUAGUACAAUACCAAACAAAUUGACAUUAUAUAUGCAUGUGUUACUUUUCUUGAUUACUAUGCUUCAGAACAAGCUAUUUAGCAGCCAUAUUCUAUUUUAACACUAAUUGCCAGAUAGUGCCUUUUAUACUACCCCACAAUCUAGUUCCACACCUUGAAUUGAUAUCCGGCCCUUUUCUGUGUGAAAAAUUAAGACUCCAUAAUUCCUUCUUGCUUAGGUACAAUACAGAAGACAUAAUAAGCUUAGAGAAUGGACUCAAAUGACCUUUAUUAUUAAAUGGCAAGUAUACUGAAUAUUUUCUGUUUCUAUGUAUUUUAUUGAAUUACUUGUUUUUGUAUUCUUGUUAACAAUAUUAAAUUUUAAUCUAGAUAACUUGCUAAAAUUCGUUUUUUAAAUAGAAAAUCUCCUAUUCAUCUUUUUGAUAUCAAAAAAUAUCAACACAAGUCGAUAAAGUAAAAAAAAGCAAGGCUCUGCCGAGUUCUUUUUUUUUUACUUUAUCGAGGAGUGUUGAUAUUUUUUUAUAUAAAAAAAGACCAGUAGGAGAUUUUAUUUAUCACCCAAUCCUUUCUUACAUGCACAAAUAAAUAAAUAUAAUUCUUUGCUAUAGAUUUCACUUUUACUGAACCUGAUUACAUUAUGGCCUAGUGAUAAUCUUUAUUGAUAGCAAUUCAACCAUUGCAAAGUCCUUUAAAUUGACCCAGUGUUUCCAUCAAGGUCAAUUAAAUAAAAAAAAGUUCAUUUUUAAUAAAAAAAAAAAGAGGUUACUUUUAAUAAAAAAAAUGAACUGUUCUUUGAAUAUAAAAAAAGUAGUUUCUUUUCAACUGCCCAAUAAAAUUCAUGGAAAGCGGUGAGAUAUCGCAUUAGAUUAUGAAAUUUAUCACACUAGCGAUAUCUACUGUAGAAUGUAUUAUUGGGUGAUAAAGAGAUUUAUAUUUAUAUUGAUAUAUAAUCCCAGUGACGGUCUUUAGGGUCUCUAGGAUCUAAAACUGUCUUAUCAUCGAAAAAUAUAUUUAAAAUAUUUGAAUAUGAAUUCCAGCAAUAUUUUUUUUAAUUAAAAUCCAGAGUUAUUACUCUUGA